GAUGAACAUCGAGGUUGGGAACGUGUCCUACUCGGGAGCCAUCGUUUCCUGGUCGUCCUCGGAGCCCUGCCUGGAGGACUAUUACCAUAUUAUGUACAGGCCCAACUGGAACAGCAUCUUCUCUGGCUAUCUUCGCUACAGCUUCCACCAUGAGGAGAAGGUGCCUCGAACCAUCAGCUCGGUGGUGCUAGACCACCUCGCCCCUUCCACUUUCUACUUCCUGUGCGUCAGCUGCAAGAAGAUCACCUUCCCCCACAGGCACUACUGCACCAUGUUCCACACCCUGGAUAAGAGCCCGCUGGCUGCCGGGAGCUCCCUGGUGGACCCGCACAUCUCCCUGUGGAUCCUGCUGGCCAUUCUGCUGGCCUGCUUCACAGCCGUCUUAGCUUUCAUCUGCCUCCAGUUCUGGUGCAUCCGUUGCCAUGAGCCUCGCUGGUCUUACAGGGCCGGCCACAUGGAGGAGGCCAACGGGCUGGUGAGGUGGCCAGAGGAGGGCCCGGCUCUUGGUCAGAGGGAGGAAGACCUGCAGGGGCUGCCCCUGGUGGAAAUGCCACGCAGGGAUUCCAGAGCGGGAGCCGAAGCCGAAGCCGACCAGGAUGCCCCCGACGAGGGUGCCCCCCAGAGGGAGGGUGGCGGCCAACCUGCCAUUCUGCCUCAUUUUGAGGAGUGAGAGGUGGGGAGGAGGCAGCCCUCGUCCUGUAGCAUAAAGCCCUCCACACAGUAGUUCCUUUGUAAAAUGUGUCUGUAGAUUACCCACAUCUCCCCACAAUGCUAGAGUCCCUGAGGAUCACUGGGUUCAGUGACUGCCCUGUGACUAAGCUCCUCAAGCUGGGGACACCCCCCUAUGCUGUGCUAAGGGAGAAGAAACAUGGUGUCUCUUAGGAGGGUCCUUUGGGUGGGCGCAGUUAGAAAUUUAGAAAAUUAUUUUAACAUUAAAACAAACAUGAAUAAAUUAUGAUGUAGAAAGUGAAAUUUGCAUGACUUAAAUAAAACAUAGUGCUUCAGGUAAAUCGUGGGGUUGAAGAUGGGCUCUCUGAGUUAUGCUGUCAGUCAGCUUUCAGGCUGGAGUCCAGUCUCCUCUGCUAUUGGGGGGUUGUUUUGGAAAGUGGGAGAAGGCUGGCCCUACAGCACUUUCCAACUUUCAGGUAAUUGCAUACCACUUCCUACAUCAUUUUUGUUUUUUGAGCCAUGCACUGUCUUUGCUAUUACUAGCAAAUAUUUUUAAAUUGAUUCAUUUUUUUAACCUUAAACUUAUUUUAAAAGGUAGCUGUACAUUAAUCCAAACAUGAAUACCAGCACAGAAGGAUAAACAGAACGAAAACAAAAUAAUAAAUUUGAUAGACACUAUGUAUUGCCUACUAAAGACUCCAAGGUUAAGGCCU
Molecule: messenger RNA, 1382 nt
Organism: Miniopterus natalensis
Lineage: Eukaryota; Metazoa; Chordata; Mammalia; Chiroptera; Miniopteridae
Gene: FNDC9
Product: fibronectin type III domain containing 9
Molecular function (GO): protein binding
Source: RefSeq, a predicted model, not a curated record